Molecule: messenger RNA, 3688 nt
Organism: Ostrea edulis (European flat oyster)
Lineage: Eukaryota; Metazoa; Mollusca; Bivalvia; Ostreida; Ostreidae
Product: nuclear cap-binding protein subunit 1-like
Exons: 23
Coding region: 130-2502 (790 amino acids)
Biological process (GO): nuclear-transcribed mRNA catabolic process, nonsense-mediated decay; mRNA export from nucleus
Cellular component (GO): nucleus; nuclear cap binding complex
Molecular function (GO): protein binding; mRNA binding; RNA cap binding
Source: RefSeq, a predicted model, not a curated record
AUCUGACAGAGGAAUGAUCGGGAUCGACAUCCCAAGAAUACCAAAACCAAAUAGAUUGGGGAAAGCGUUGUUGUGUCCGUUCUUUAGGUUUUCCAGGAUUUUAAACAGAUUUUAGACGUCCAUUGUAGAAUGUCUCGUCGUCGAAGAGAUUCAAGUGACGAGGAAGAUGUGGGACAUUCUGCAAGAAAGCGCAGACGAGGAUCAGAAAAUAUUGACAUAGAGGAAAGGUUGGAGUCUCUGAUAACCAGAGUAGGCGAAAAGAGUACCUCAUCGCUGGAGAGUAACUUGGAGGGGCUAGCUAGUGUACUAGAGGCAGACCUUGGGAAUUACAAAACCAAGAUCAUGAGGAUCCUGUGUUCCUGUGUAGUUAAGUUGCCCGAGAAGAUGGCUGUGUACAGUACUCUGAUUGGACUCCUGAAUGCCAAGAACUACAACUGCGGAGGAGAGUUUGUAGAAAUGCUUGUUAGAAAUCUGAAGGAGGCACUGAAGACAGGGGAAUAUGACAAUGCCAAGUUGAUUGUUCGAUUCAUAGCAGAUUGUGUGAACUGCCAUGUGAUUGUGGCUGGCUCCUUGUUGUCGAUGUUUGAUAAUUUUGUGGAGGUGACGCUGGAGGACAACAUCCCUCAGGUGCGCUCUGAUUGGUAUGUGUAUGCAGUGCUCUCUGCCCUGCCCUGGGUUGCAAAAGAGUUACACGAAAAGAAAGAAGCUGAGUUUAACAAACUCUUAUCAACCAUUGAUAAUUACAUAAGUAAAAGACAGAAGAUUCAUGUCCCAGCUCUGAGAGUGUGGACAUCUGAUUUUCCUCACCCCCAGGAGGAGUAUUUAGACUGCCUCUGGGCCCAGAUUAAGAAUCUCAAGGCCAACAAGUGGUCCGAGAAGCAGAUCACGAGACCGUACCUGGCCUUUGAUGGAGUGUUGUGUGAGGCACUCCAACACACCCUCCCCCAGAUAAUCCCACCCUCACACAAUGAGGAAAACACCUAUCCUCUCCCCAAGGUGGUCUUCAGGAUUUUCGAUUAUACAGACGUACCAGAGGGCCCCGUGUUGCCAGGGAGCCACUCCAUAGAGAGAUACCUAAUAGAGGAACAGAUCGACAGGAUUCUUUGUACAAACUUCGUGGAGCGUAAAGAUUGUGCUGCAGCAUUACUAAGUUUUCCAUCCAAAAACAAGAUCCCCCUGAAUUACAUGAUAGUGGAGGUGAUGUUUUCACAGCUGUUUCUGCUGCCAAGACCCCCAUACCUGGAGAUUUUCUACGGAUCAUUACUGAUAGAGCUUUGUAAACUACAGCCUGGGUCCAUGCCACAAGUCUUAGCGCAAGCCACCGAGAUGUUGUACGAGAGAAUUGACACCAUGAAUGUUGCCUGUAUGGAAAGGUUCUCCAACUGGUUUGCCUACCACCUGAGCAACUUCCAGUUCAGGUGGAGCUGGGAAGACUGGUCAACCUGUUGUCAGAUGGACCCAGAAUUACCCAAACCCAAAUUUGUCAAGGAGGUGCUUCUGAAAGCUUUGAGGUUGUCUUACCACCAGCGAAUGGUAGAAACUGUCCCUGAGAGUUUUGAAGCCCUGCUUCCAAUGAAACCUCACUCUGAAUUCAAAUACGAGAAGGAGGGGGCAGGGUCAAUGCCAGGAACCAUGGUGGCUCAUCAGCUGAUCUCCUCCAUCAAGUCUAAGUGUACCCCCGAGGAAGCCAUGGUGUUACUCAAAGAUCUCCCCAACCCACUCAGUGAGGAGGAAAGUGACCCGACCUACCACCCACUCAGAAUUGAUGUUUUUGUCUCUGUCUUACUUCACCUUGGCAACAAGUCAUUCAGCCAUUCAUUUGCAGCCAUAGCCAAAUUUCAUCACAUUUUAAAGCUUCUAGCAGACACAGAGGAGGGACAAAUCUGGUUACUCCGUACAAUGUUUGAAGUCUGGAGUUCGCAUCAACAGAUGAUGGUGGUGCUGGUUGACAAGUUGCUAAAGACUCAGAUCGUAGAACCUUCUGCUGUCGCCAACUGGUUAUUCUCCAGUGAAAUGCAGCCAGAAUUUACCAAAUUCUACGUGUGGGAGAUCAUGCAUGCAACAAUAAAAAAGAUGAGUAAACAGGUAGACAAAUUACAGCAGGACGUGGAAGAUGCAAAGGAUAAACUUGACGCAGCAAAGAGAAAGCAAGCAGAUGGUUUGAUGGAGGAUGAUGAAGAUGAAGUUCCAACAGAUGAAAUCAUUGAGAGGAUGGAAGAGAGGCUUGAGGCUGCUCAGAACCAACAAAAACGACUCUUCCUUAUCAUUUUCCAGAGAUUUAUUAUGAUUCUGACAGACCAUUUGGCAAAGUGUGAAGGGAAUGGCAUCGACUACAAUACACCUUGGUACAAAUGGGUUAUUGAACGAUUGCAGCAAAUAUUUUUACUGCACCACGAGCUGGUCUAUCGCUACAUCAGCACACUGGAGUCUCUGCUCUUCACAAGUGACAUUGACUUUCAUAUUCUGGAAAUAUUCCAACAGUUUUGUGCUCUUCGUUCCUAACCUGCUUAUCGUCCAUUUCAUAAAAUGCGUUCUGGCUACAUUCAGAAAAUACAUAUGUAUUCAAAACGUUCAGAUCAAGAAUAUUUUCUGGUUUUGUACUGGCACCAAUAAUGGUGUGUAUAGAACAUUUUGACAAGUACAUGUGUAAUUGUUUGAAGUAUAUAAAGAUGUGAAAUUAUACUGCAGGGUUUGACAUUAAGGCACGUCCGACCGACCGAGUUUACUAAAUUAUAGGUCCGGUCGAGUAAAAUUUUGAUUUACUAGUCCGAAUGGUCGUGUUAAAUAAUAAACAAGAAACUACCAAUCUUGAACCGUGUGGUGGAAUAAUCUCUAUUUUUAGUUCUAAUAAAUAAGUCGCAGUCGGUAGUGAUGUUUUACGACAUCUACUCGAUGUUCAUUUUGAACAGUUUAUUUGAAUUGACUAUAAAGUGUUUAUCAAGUUAAUAAAUUAAGUCGUAAACGUUUGUCAUUUACAUGAAGUAUUUAUUUCUGGAAAGUUGGUCAUGGCUAGUGGAUAUAAAGUCAGGUCUAGUAAAUAUCAUCAUCGUCGGAAACCCACGGUUGAUUACGCUUCGUUUCUCUCUCCAUCACCCGUGGGUCUAUUCAUUCCUACUCGCUCGUUCUCAUGAAUAAAUAUUUUAAAAUAUCGUCCAAUCAAAGUAAUCUUUAUAGUAAUGUAACUCUUCUGUUUUUAAAGGUAGCACUAACUUAACUUUGCUAUCACAACAAUUGUAUACUGAAAUUGGGCUGAAAGCGUCUUUUUGAUUGGACAAUUCGCUUAGGGUUUUCCAUGAGCGCCCAAUUAAAUUGUCUCAUUAAUUAUUCAUGAGAACGAGCGAGUAGGAAUGAAUGGACCCACAGGUGAUGGAGAGAGGAACGAAGCGUAAUCAACCCUGGGUUUCCCACGAUGAAAUAUCAUUUCAAGUAGCCCGACUGGUCUAGUGCUCAACAAAGUAAAUGUCAAACCCUGUACUGGACAUCAUCACAACCAUUGUCAACACUAGAGAAAAUGCCUGUACAUCUUUGGUAUUUAUAUUCAUGAAAACAUCUUUUUUUUUUUUGACUGUACUAUAUUGUGAAACAUACAUGUACAUGUAUGUUGCAUCCACUUUAUGUAUAAGAUCAAAUAAUGUACUUGUUGGUACAUUGUAAAUUACUGAUCAAUAAAGGUUACAUUAAACACGAA